GGGGGACUGGCACCCUUCACGGUAUAUUAUGACAUGAGUGACAAGAAUGGAGUUGGCGUGACUGUUAUUAGUCACGACAGUGAAAGUAGAACACAUGUGAAAGGAUGCGAGUCUCAAGGCUGUUAUUCACGAGACAUUCAUUACACCGGAGCGAGUUUGUCUCAGCUGGCGAGUCUCACUAGUAUCUCCUCACAGUGGGAACAGUUUAUCAAGUAUGAGUGUCAUGGGUCAGUGCUGAUAGGAGGGAUGGGAGGUGGGUACGCAUGGUGGGUGUCACGCGACUCCGCUAAAAUGACGACCUGGGGUGGAGCAUCACCUGGAAGUGGUAAGUGCGCAUGCGGGAUGACCAACUCCUGUGCAGACCCCAGUUAUCAAUGUAACUGUGAUAUGAAUGACCUAGGAUGGCGUGAAGACAGCGGUCUGCUCACUGAAAAGACACAUCUACCAGUUAAACAACUCAGGUUUGGUGACACAGGUGAUAAACCAGAAGAAGGAUAUCACACUCUGGGAAAACUUAAAUGCUAUGGAAUAGCAUGAGCAGUUAACAUGAAAGCAGUUAAGAGGAAAAAACAAAGCCAACUUUUAAUUUAGUUGAAAGUUUGGCUUUAGACUGUACGUGAAACAGUAUUAAAAGAAAGUAUUGAUUUCAGAUAUCUUUCUUUCUGGCACCAAAGUACAUUUUCUUGAGUUGAAAGCGCAACUGAUCU
Pocillopora verrucosa is the source of this 707-nucleotide messenger RNA. NCBI's taxonomy places the organism in Eukaryota, Metazoa, Cnidaria, Anthozoa, Scleractinia, Pocilloporidae. The record is from RefSeq and is a predicted model, not a curated record.